Messenger RNA from Lycium ferocissimum, 641 nucleotides. RefSeq names its product protein EPIDERMAL PATTERNING FACTOR 1-like. The coding region runs from base 115 to 462 and encodes 115 amino acids. Lineage: Eukaryota; Viridiplantae; Streptophyta; Magnoliopsida; Solanales; Solanaceae. The record is from RefSeq and is a predicted model, not a curated record. The transcript is spliced from 2 exons. Gene Ontology annotation, biological process: stomatal complex development; guard cell differentiation.
CUUCUUUUUCCCUCAACAAACCAAAUCUUAUUUUUAUCUCUAUCAACUAUCAAACAACAAAGGUGAUCAUCAAAAAGCUAAGAGGAAGAAGAAGAAUAACAAACUAAGGAUACAAUGAGGAGUUCCAAGUACAUUGCAACUAUUAUCAUUCUUCUUGUUUUCCUCCCAAUUGUCAUGAAUGCCAGGCAUAUUCCCAAGCUAAAUUCAAACGAUCAAAGACAUUUGCCACCAACUCUGGUCAGUAAGAAAAAGGCAAUAUUGCCAAGACCAAUGACGCAGAAAAAAGCAGAUACUCUGCAAAUAGCAGGAUCAAGAUUGCCAGAUUGUUCUCAUGCAUGUGGAUCAUGUAAACCUUGUAGAUUAGUGAUGGUUAGUUUUGUUUGUUCAUCAUUGGACGAAGCUGAGCCUUGUCCAGUGUCUUACAAAUGUAUGUGCCAUAACAAGUCAUACCCUGUUCCUUAAUUGAUCAGAAAAAGAAAAAAAAUGAUAACUAUAUAGGAGUAUGCUAUAUUGUCAAUUUUCCAUCAAUCAUAUGUAACAUAUAGUGCUUCUUAUAGAUUUAUUUCCUCUUCCCAUUGUGUAGGGCCUAAUUUUGUAGGAUCCUUCUCAUGUGUAUUCAAUGAGAGCUUCUUGUUUCAUUA